Molecule: messenger RNA, 970 nt
Organism: Schizophyllum commune H4-8
Lineage: Eukaryota; Fungi; Basidiomycota; Agaricomycetes; Agaricales; Schizophyllaceae
Product: translation initiation factor eIF3 subunit
Exons: 5
Coding region: 88-858 (256 amino acids)
Cellular component (GO): eukaryotic translation initiation factor 3 complex; cytoplasm
Molecular function (GO): translation initiation factor activity
Source: RefSeq, a predicted model, not a curated record
ACUUCCCGUGUAUCCCACGUAAAGCGUACCUCCAAACCUGCUAGGUAUCCAGCAACCCAACUACACUACCACUUUAUCUUAUCACCAAUGUCCGACGACUGGGACGCCUCUGACGAGGAGACCUCCAAGAAGGUCGCCCCACCACCCAAGGUCAUUCCCAAGAAGUCCUCGAAGUGGGAGGGCGAAGAUGAGGAGGAGCAGGUCGCGAGCGACUGGGAAGAAUCAUCCGACGAGGAUGACAAGCCCGCAGUGCCCGCACCUGUCGCCCCGCCGAAGAAGAAGGGCAACCUGAAGCAGAAGCUUGCCGAGAAGGAGGCCGCGAAGGCUGCACGGAAGGCUGCUGGGGAGGACGACGUGGGCUAUGACUCGGACGAAGUGCUUGACCCGCGCGAGAAGGCACGGCUGGACAAGGAGCGCGAGCUCAACUCGGACCUGAACAACGCCGCGGACCUCUUCGGCGCGGCAGCACUAGGCGGCACCACCUCAAAAGAGCUCGACUCCCUCCUCUCCUACCAACCGCGAACGAAGGAAGACUUCCAAAAGCUGUCCGCCAUGAUCAUUGAGGUCGUCGUCAAGCGACAUCAGGGCAAGCCUCUCUACGCGCAGUUCGUUGAGCAUCACGUUCGCGAGCUGGCUGCACCCUUGCGCGACGUCGAGGUCCGCAAGGCCGCGAGUGGGUUGACGACGCUGGCGAACGAGAAGCAGAAGGAGCAGCGCGACAAGGCGAGCGGCAAGAAGAAGCCCAAGGCGGCAGCGAAACCUGCGCUGGGUGCGGCGAAGGCGUCGAGCAAAAUCGAUACCAACAUAUACGACGAUGCACUUGACGACUUCGGUGCGAACGCUGACGACUUCAUGUAGAUGGCAGCGUGCAACUUGUAGAUGGCAGUGUUGUAUAAUUUAUCGCCAAUACUGUAUGCUCACCUCGCGAGGGAGAACUCGAUCUUGACCUUAGGAUCUCACUCUAUCCGCU